Molecule: messenger RNA, 894 nt
Organism: Penicillium malachiteum
Lineage: Eukaryota; Fungi; Ascomycota; Eurotiomycetes; Eurotiales; Aspergillaceae
Product: SDR family oxidoreductase
Exons: 1
Coding region: 1-894 (297 amino acids)
Source: RefSeq, a predicted model, not a curated record
AUGCACGUCUUCAUCACUGGUGCCGCUGGCUUUGUUGGCCAAGCUGUCGUCCAAGAACUCCUCGACAACGGAUACACCAUUACCGGCCUAGCACGCUCAGAGAAAUCGGCUGAGACCCUCCAAGCAAAGGGAGUUAAUGUGAUUCGCGGUUCUAUCGAAGAUGUUGACUGUCUGAAAAAAGCAGCCACUGAGGCUGACGGUGUUAUCCAUCUUGCCUUUGACCACGAUUUCACCAAAUUUGCCGAGAAUGCCAAGGUGGAGCGCGACGCAAUCUUCAGCAUGGCAGAUGCCCUCGCCGGAACCAACAAGCCUUUCGUCCUCACCUCCGGCACCAUGGGUCUUCCUAUGGGACAGGUUGGUACCGAAGAUACCCCUGUAGAGACCAACUCCGCCUUUGGCGCUCGUACUGCUACAGAGCAGGAGGCACUCAACUUUUCCUCAAAGGGUGUGCGAAUCACUUAUGUUCGACUGUCCCCUACAACUCACGGCGAUGGAGACAAGGGCUUUGUCAGUGCGAUGACACAGUUCGCGCGCACAAAUGGCCAGUCGGUGUAUGUCGGGGAGGGUCUUAAUCGAUGGCCCGCUGUUCACCGUUUCGACGCAGCUCGUCUCUAUCGUCUAGCCCUGGAAAAGGGGGUCGCAGGCAGCAGAUACCACGCUAUUGCUGAAGAAGCUGUCCCAGUAAAAGAUAUUGCUGAAGCAAUCGGUCAAUCUCUCGGUCUUCCAACAGUUUCUUUGGACUUUGAGGCUGCUUCUAAGCAUUUCGCUGGUUUCAUGGUUUACCCCGUCAGCUCCGACAACCCAGCCUCUAGCAAGAAGACACAGGAGGAGCUUGGUUGGAAGCCCUCUGGACCUACCAUUCUGGAGGACAUUAAGGCAGGAGUCUAUGUUUAA